Micromonas commoda is the source of this 438-nucleotide messenger RNA. RefSeq lists its product with no specific name. Gene Ontology annotation, biological process: RNA splicing. The record is from RefSeq and is a predicted model, not a curated record. Gene Ontology annotation, cellular component: exon-exon junction complex; nucleus. NCBI's taxonomy places the organism in Eukaryota, Viridiplantae, Chlorophyta, Mamiellophyceae, Mamiellales, Mamiellaceae. The coding region runs from base 1 to 438 and encodes 145 amino acids. The transcript has 2 exons.
AUGGACGACUUCUACGUGCGAUACUACGUGGGGCACAAGGGCAGGUUCGGGCACGAGUUCCUCGAGUUCGAGUUCCGCCCCGACGGCAAACUCCGGUACGCCAACAACACCAACUACAAGAAGGACUCGCUCAUCCGCCGCGAGAUGUACGUGAGCGAGACGGUGAUGAGGGAGGUCAAGCGGAUCGUGGCGGACUCCCAGAUCCUUCGCGAGGACGACCGGGAGUGGCCGGAGGGGGACAAGGUCGGUUCCCAGGAGCUGGAGAUCGUGCUCGGCGAGGAUCACGCUAGCUUCACCACCGCCAAGAUCGGUUCGCUGCUCGACGUGCAGAGCAGCAAGGAUCCGGAGGGGCUGCGAUGCUUCUAUUACCUCGUGCAGGACCUCAAGUGCAUGGUGUUCUCCUUGAUCAACCUGCACAUGAAGAUCAAGCCCAUCUGA